GCAGCCCCGGAAGUGACACCGCUGGAGUCGGGCCUCUUUCCGGUUCCGGCUUUGCGAGAGGGCGCUGCGUCGACAUGAAGCUGCUCACCCACAACUUGCUGAGCUCGCAUGUGCGGGGGGUGGGGCCCCGUGGCUUCCCCCUGCGCCUCCAGGCCACCGAGGUUCGCGUCAGCCCUGUGGAGUUCAACCCCGAGUUCGUGGCGCGUAUGAUACCCAAAGUGGAGUGGGCGGCGCUUCUGGAGGCGGCAGAGAACUUGCAUCUGAUCGAGGUGCCCAAAGAGCCGAUUCAGGGAUAUGAACAUGAUGAGAAGUUUCUCAGAAAGAUGCACCACCUUCUGCUGGAGGUGGAUGUGUUGGAGGGCACCCUGCAGUGCCCAGAGUCGGGACGUCUAUUCCCCAUCAGCCGUGGGAUCCCUAACAUGCUGCUGAGUGACGAGGAAACUGAGACUUAAAACCGUGCCAGGCCCCCGUUUUUCAUUCUACGACCGUGUGUACCUUUGUUUACAUGUAUCCUGUUUGCUAGUUCCGUCCUGUGUAUCCCCAACCCCUGGCCCAGUGACACACUGGACACAGUGUUCUUGAGCUCGAUAUUAUAUUUUUUUUCUCAUUAAAGGUUCAAAACCAAAA
Messenger RNA from Hippopotamus amphibius kiboko, 627 nucleotides. RefSeq names its product tRNA methyltransferase activator subunit 11-2 (gene TRMT112). Lineage: Eukaryota; Metazoa; Chordata; Mammalia; Artiodactyla; Hippopotamidae. The coding region runs from base 75 to 452 and encodes 125 amino acids. Gene Ontology annotation, molecular function: protein heterodimerization activity. The transcript is spliced from 4 exons. The record is from RefSeq and is a predicted model, not a curated record. Gene Ontology annotation, biological process: tRNA methylation; rRNA (guanine-N7)-methylation; peptidyl-glutamine methylation.